Molecule: messenger RNA, 1593 nt
Organism: Aspergillus fischeri NRRL 181
Lineage: Eukaryota; Fungi; Ascomycota; Eurotiomycetes; Eurotiales; Aspergillaceae
Product: NAD-dependent succinate-semialdehyde dehydrogenase
Exons: 3
Coding region: 1-1593 (530 amino acids)
Molecular function (GO): succinate-semialdehyde dehydrogenase (NAD+) activity
Source: RefSeq, a predicted model, not a curated record
AUGAAAAACGAUAUCCAGAAUCUGCCCUUUGUGGUAAGUGUGUGUACCUGGACAGCGCUUCAGGUCUCAAGCUUUGGGAUGCCAUGCGCUGAUAGGUAUAUGUAUUCUCAGUUAAGAGACCCGUCCCUCUUUCACACCCGUGCCUACUCUCACGGCACGUGUAUUGAGGCCAAAGGAGGCGGAGUAUUCGAUGUUGAAGAUCCAGGAACAGGCAAGGUCUUCGCGUCAUGCCCAGACCUCACGGUUGAGGAUAUUGAGGAUGUUGUGCAGUCGUCCUACAAGGCAUUUCAAUCGUACCGCCUUGUAAAUCCCAGGGUCCGCGCCCAGCUGCUCCUGAAAUGGCAUGAACUCAUCUGUGAUAACCGUGACGAUCUGGCUACCAUUCUGUGCUACGAGUCUGGAAAACCACUGGUAGAAGCUUAUGCCGAGAUCGACUACGCAACGGGCUUUACAUGGUGGUUUGCUGGAGAAGCAGAAAGAAUCCGUGGUGAUAUUAGCAUACCAUCCGCUCCAAAUCGCCGAGUACUGGUUUUAAAACAGCCGAUUGGAGUCUGCGUUGCUCUAGUCCCCUGGAAUUUUCCUGUUGCGAUGAUCCUGCGCAAAGUGGGCGCAGCUCUCGCUGCAGGGUGCACUAUGAUCGCCAAACCAUCUCCGGAGACCCCUUUGACCGCGCUGACCCUUGCUUACCUGGCCGUGAAGGCAGGGUUCGCUCCCGGAGUGCUGAACGUGGUCACAACAUCAAACAAGAAUACCCCUUCGCUGUCGGAAGCACUAUGCAAACAUCCACUGGUCCAGAAGGUUUCUUUCACUGGGUCAACCAAGAUAGGAAGCAUAAUCGCCAAACACUGCGCUGAGGGCCUGAAAAAGUUAUCCCUGGAACUUGGUGGUAAUUGCCCUUUCAUUAUAUUUUCGGACGCAGACCAAUGUCAGGCACUUGCGCAGCUGACGGCGCUUAAAUGGCGCAAUGCGGGUCAAGCCUGCGUCACUGCGAACCGGAUUUACGUACAGGAGGAGAUCUACGAAGAGUUCCUCACCAAGUUGGUUGGCCACGCAAGAAGUAUCAAACUUGGCCACGGUUCUCGGGAUUCUGUCACUAUGGGUCCCCUGACCACCAUUCGAGGAGUGGAAAAGGUCCGACGUCAAGUGGAGGAUGCCGUCCAGCGAGGUGCUAAAGUGGUUCACGGUGGGAAGGCUCCUGUGGCCAGCGAAUUUGGAUGCGGAUACUUCUUCGAGCCUACCAUCAUUCGCGGCAUGAAUUCCUCGAUGCUAAUCACUCAUGAGGAAAGCUUUGCUCCAAUUGCCGCCGUAUACUCGUUCAGAACAGAGGCGGAGGUGACAAAGUUAGCCAACGACACUGAUAUGGGCCUCGCAAGUUACGUUUUUACCAAGGACAUCGAUCGUUGUUGGCGCAUGUUGGAGAAUCUUGAAACAGGCAUGAUCGGUCUUAAUACCGGUAACUUCUCGGCUGCUGAGAUUCCGUUUGGAGGCAUGAAGUUGUCAGGCUACGGUAAAGAGUCUGGGAAGGAUGUCGCCGUUGCAGAAUAUCUUGUGUCUAAAACGUGUACUAUGACUAUCGAGAAGGAGGUCAAGUAA